Esox lucius (northern pike) is the source of this 4653-nucleotide messenger RNA. RefSeq names its product LIM domain 7b (gene lmo7b). NCBI's taxonomy places the organism in Eukaryota, Metazoa, Chordata, Actinopteri, Esociformes, Esocidae. The transcript is spliced from 28 exons. Gene Ontology annotation, molecular function: protein binding. The coding region runs from base 128 to 4129 and encodes 1333 amino acids. Gene Ontology annotation, biological process: regulation of signaling; regulation of cell adhesion. The record is from RefSeq and is a predicted model, not a curated record.
CGUUUUAUGGCGAGUGUUCCGGUUCGCCACGUACCGACGUCAAUUAAUUGGAAUCGUUCACCGGUGAGCGGAGUUUUGAAGUCUCAGGAUUCGCAGGUGCUUGUGUCUCUGUUAAGUUUUCUGUGAGAUGGAGUGGCGAGAACAAACCAGCGUGAGUUGUGAAGAUGCUUUUGACGAAGCACAGCGGUGGAUGGAGGAGGUGACCAAUAAAUCUUUUGGCAGUGACAACUUCCGCUCUGCCUUGGAGAAUGGAGUCCUGCUAUGCGAGCUAAUCAACCAGCUGAAGCCAGGUGUCAUCAAGAGGAUGAACAGACUCUCUACUCCCAUCGCUGGGCUGGACAACAUCAAUGUGUUCCUAAGAGCCUGUGGUGAACUGGGCUUAAAUGAGGCUCAGCUGUUUCACCCGGGAGACCUACAGGAUCUCUCCACUCGGGCCACUCUCAGGGGUUCGGAGAGCAAUCGGAGGCUGAAAAACGUUCUGAUCACCAUCUACUGGCUAGGCAGGAAGGCCCAGGGUGACUGCUUCUAUUCUGGUCCUCAGCUCAACCUGAAAGCAUUCGAAGGGCUGCUGGGCAUUGCUCUGUCCAAGGCUCUAGAAGAGGCCCCCAGGGCUGGAAGUGUGAGGGACAGCGGGUACAGUGAGCUUUGGUACCCUGAGCGGGAGGAGGGAUUUCCGACCCAGCAGAAGCGCCAGUCUCAGCCACCCAGCUACCGGAGGGAGGACUCCGUGGAGAGCUUUGACUCGGCCGGGAGCUUUGACUCGCUUGGGUCGCGGACUCUCAGCUGCAUCUCCGACUCCAGCUGCAUCUCCAACUCCACUUUGAGGGCCGCCAGUGACGGCUGCAGUAGUGACAUGGAGGCAGAGUCGUGUUUUAGGAUGGCCGAGGGCAGAGACUCCGGACAGGCGAAUCAGGGGUUGGCCCCUGCGGGUCGAUGCAGGAGGAGACAGGAAGAGGACAGGACUAAAGGCAGCCCCCCCAGCCAUCUCACCAGAAAUAGGGAAGUGAACCCUGGGUGGAUAUGGAGCAAGUCGAUGAAUGACAUCACGCCGCGGAUGUCGGCCAUGCGACUGGUGCACCAAGGUUCCGAGGGCGGGGCGGUGCUUGGUUCUGACCCUGCAGGUCAGGACCCGUUGCAGAAGGGGCGGGCCAGGGUCAUGGACAGCGAGGCCAAGUGGCAUAACGACCUGACCCAGUGGAAGCUGCGGCGGCGGAUGUCCAACUCUGACCUGCGGAGGAAAAUGCAACAGAAGGAUAAUAUUGGCCUGAUGGCCAACGCCAAAGUCGUUACCGUGGGAACGUUCAGGAGCCUGCAACAGGAUGGCGGUCAGGACUCCCCAGGCAGUAGAAGCUACAAGGUAGUCACCUCCACCAAGACGGUUUCUCCUUCCAUCAAGACUGCGUGUUCCUCCGCCUCCACAAUCGCCAAGGAGGGUUCCCUGGAGCUCCGACCCCAAACCCGGGGCCUGCUGACACGUAGCUACGCUGUGGAAUCUUGCUACUCCUCUGAAGAUGGUGGACCUUCUUCCACUGGGGCCCUCCAGGAUCCGGAGCCCCUCGUUGGAGGAGACAAGAGCCCCAUGACUGGCCCCCCGUCAGACGGCGCAACCUCUCAGUUCGUCUCACUGACACAGAGCCAUGGCCGGUCCAUCUCCAGUCCCUCCCUCAUGGUCUCCACGGGACAGAACCAGAACGCCAAGACCCUCACAAAUGGAUCUGGAUCAUUCCCUGUUGAUGGCAUUGGUACCUCUCGUGGCAGCGACACGACCAGUAGUUUUGGCAGCGACGCGGGCUCCCACAGAACCUCAGCCUCUAUGGACGGCUCGGUUAACCAGAAGUCCGUGUUGGGACCGGAGUCCGGGCGUUUCUCGUCUGGCCAGUCCCAGCAGCAGUGCCCUCAGCCUGGGGCGCAGCAGCAGGAGUGUCACUUCUACAGGUACUCCUCCAGAGCUCCAGGCAGCAGAGGGCCUGGGGGGGUCUCCGCCUCUCUCCCCAGGGGAUACCGCCGGGCCGAUAGCUCAUCAUCCUGCCUCUCUGCCGGCUUCACCCCUCGGCCCUUUGGAGCCAAGCUCUCCAGAGUGUCCUCCCUACCUGGGCUGUGCCAUUCCUUUCUGCCAGAGGACUCAAAGUUCAACAGGAAGACUUCCCCUCCAGAAGUGUCACGCCCCCGGAAGCAGGUCACCAUCUCAGAAGAGGCAGUCAGUGCUCAGACCUGGGUUCCAGCCAAUCAGAGCAGCGUGAACCAGGAAGUUAAAAAGGAGGGGAGGAGCCAGUCCUCCAUUCUGAAGACAAGAGGGUCUGACCCCACCACCCAUCCCAGCCCCCCUGCCUCGAUCAUGCAGAUCCAGAAGGGCUCCUCAGAGAUGCAUCGCAGUGACUUGAGAGUAAGUCUGAGCUUGAAGCCCAACAGUCGGCCCGAUUUUGGCUUCAUUGCUCACUGGGACUCUACAGGAGCAAGAAUCAAAAGCGUCCAACCAGGCAGUUCGGCGGAGCUGUGCCAGCUGCGUGUGGGUGAUGAGAUCAUGUCCGUGGCUGGGCACAGGGUGGCAGAGAUGAGCUAUGACCAGUGGAAGGGCACCAUGACCUCUGCCCUGCAGCAGGGCAGCCUCACUAUGGAUGUGCGGUGCAAUGGUCACCAUGACUGGGCCAGCAGUCUUCAUUCACAGGCCUUUAUCACCCGCAAGACCAUCAAUCUGACCGGUGGUCUUCCAACCAUUGUAGGUCAACCCGAUACCGACAGAGACACCGGUAUAACCACGGCAAAGACUGUGAAACUGUCCCGGGCCGGCGGCCAGGCUCUCAAUGGUAUGGCAGUUAAAAGCUUGAACGGUGGUUUCCGUGACGAUCCUGAGGCUGUCAGAAGUAAAGGAGGAUCCGUGUCGGCAAUAUCAGAUCUCCAGGUGCCCUCCCUCAGCACCUCCUCCAGCUGGUCCUGGGACCCUGAGGAGGAGAGGCGACGGCAGCAGAGUUGGCAGGAGGAGCAGGAGCGUCAACUACAGGAGAAGUACCGGCGCGACCAGGAGAGGCUGGAUGCAGAAUGGCAGCAAGCCCAGAAGGAGGCAGGGCUGGUGGGGUACAGUCAAGCAGAGGUGGGGCUCUCCAAAGGUGUUAUGGAAAAUGGGGUUGCUGAAGUCAGUGACACGGCUUGCCCUGCUGGACAUCAGCCAAUCCAGAGCCAGCCCUCGCCGCCGGCCCAGGUGGUGUCCAAUCAGAAAAAGGAAGUUGACUGGGAAAGAAGGGAGGGGCCAUGUGUUGAGGAGGUGGAGUCACUGUCUGAGAGGGAGGAGACUGGAGAUUUUUGGUCAGGGGAUUCCUAUGCAUUUACAGAGCUUUCUGCUGCUGACAGGCUAAAAUCCAAGUCUACCUCAUCGCUGGUCAGUUUCCAUGGUGACAAGUUGAAAGGCGGGACCAGCGAGGUGCCCAGGAUGAAGUUGGGUCAGAGCAUGUCGCCAGCUGAGGUCGAGCGGCAGCAGAUUCUGGGGGAGAUGAGGAAGAGGACGGCUCUCCUGACAGACAGCAGCUGGAUACGCCAACGUGCGGCCUCCACCAGUAGGGAGCCAGUCAGCCGCUCCUCAUCCAUGAGGAGGUAUGAGUCCAUGGACAACCUCCACAACCCCGCCCCCUCCAGCUCGUCGUCGACCACCGCGGUCUUAAAUCCUGUGCGCCCAUACUCCUCCUUGGGUUUCUCUGCCUCACACCGACCCCCCUCCUCCUCCUCCCGUCAGAGCAUGGCAGGAGCUUAUGGGGGGUACUCCAGUGGAACCCAGAAACACUCCCCUACCUGGUCCCGCCCCUCCUGCACUUCUCCCACCUGGCCCAACCUCGGGGUGGAGCCCCUGACGGAGUCACAACCCAGUUCGCAGCAGCGUGGCAGUGGUCCCACAACCCCCUGCAGGAUUCUGAGUUCCCGCCAAGCGUGUUCAGUGUGUGGCAUUCCCCUGGGGAGGGGAGCCGCCAUGGUUAUCCAGGCUCUGGGCCUCUGUUUUCACCUGGCUUGUUUUCAGUGUGCUGACUGCAGGUGCCAUCUUGGAGGCUAUGAGCUCAGAACCCAGAUCAGAAUCAGAAACACACAGCCUUAUUGUGACCCCUGCUACAUCCGACACAAGUCCCACUUUGCCACCCCCCUUUGACCACAAUGCAUUGCAGCAGAUUGAGGAGACCACGGCGCUCUCAGACAGCACGGCUGACAUCAUGACCGUGACUACGUGUUGAGCAUAUUUAGGUUUCCUUCGUCUCCUGAAGUCCAGAAACUACUGCACUUUAACCGUGUGUUUGCAUUAGUGACUGUUGGUGUUACAGUGUGGUUUUAAAUGUUUGUACGGAGGAUGUAUUGUUGCUUUAGUAAUGUAAUGAAAUUAUGCUUUGUUACUGUCUAAUCAUAGUUUGAUAAGUACUUUUCUUUGUAAGCUAUUGCUACCUUUUUCCUUAGGUUUGUGUCUUGCAUUCUGUUUGAGUUUUCAUUAUUUUUGAGGGUCUUGUGUGUGUUUUUUUUCAGAACUGUCUAAACAUUUAGCUCAUUUUUGAGGGGUGGAAAAAGCACUUACAAGCUCCUCAUCCUAACUUUUUCAGUAUUUCAGAGGAAUACAAUUUACAAUAUAAAUCUUAUGAAGGAAAUGUGUUAACUGUUUGUUAUUAAUAAAUAAAAAUGACUUGA